Messenger RNA from Egretta garzetta (little egret), 996 nucleotides. RefSeq names its product gap junction protein delta 2 (gene GJD2). NCBI's taxonomy places the organism in Eukaryota, Metazoa, Chordata, Aves, Pelecaniformes, Ardeidae. The record is from RefSeq and is a predicted model, not a curated record. The transcript is spliced from 3 exons. Gene Ontology annotation, biological process: cell communication. Gene Ontology annotation, cellular component: connexin complex. The coding region runs from base 1 to 996 and encodes 331 amino acids.
AUGGCACUAGCCAUGUGGCUUCUUCCCCAUGCCAUCCAGUCGUGCCAUCCACGUCCAGGCUGCAGGGAGUCUGAUGGGAGAGCCAAAUGUGACAGCUCCGCUCCCAGUGUGAUCCGCCCUGUACUUGAGGAAUGUGCAGCCUGCAAGCUCAGGAUCCUGCUGACCGUGGUGGUGAUCUUCAGGAUACUCAUUGUGGCCAUUGUAGGGGAGACGGUGUACGAUGACGAGCAAACCAUGUUUGUCUGUAACACGCUGCAGCCAGGCUGCAACCAGGCUUGUUACGACCAGGCUUUCCCCAUCUCUCACAUAAGGUACUGGGUGUUCCAGAUCAUCAUGGUGUGCACUCCCAGCCUUUGCUUCAUAACGUACUCCGUUCACCAGUCUGCUAAGCAGAGGGAACGGAGGUACUCCACUGUCUUCCUCACCUUGGAGAGGGACCAGGAUUCAAUGAAGCGUGAGGACAGUAAGAAAAUCAAGAACACGAUUGUCAAUGGGGUGCUGCAGAACACCGAGAACUCCACCAAAGAGGCAGAACCGGACUGCUUAGAAGUGAAGGAAAUCCCCAAUCCUGCCAUCAGAACUACAAAGUCAAAGAUGCGGAGGCAAGAAGGCAUUUCUCGAUUUUAUAUCAUCCAAGUGGUCUUUCGAAAUGCCCUAGAGAUUGGAUUCUUAGUGGGACAGUAUUUUCUGUAUGGAUUCAAUGUCCCUUCCAUGUACGAAUGUGACAGAUACCCUUGCAUUAAAGAAGUAGAGUGCUAUGUCUCUAGACCCACUGAGAAGACUGUAUUCUUGGUAUUCAUGUUUGCUGUCAGUGGGAUUUGUGUGGUGCUCAAUUUGGCAGAACUGAACCACUUGGGCUGGAGAAAGAUCAAAAUGGCAGUGAGAGGAGUACAGGCAAAAAGGAAAUCCAUAUACGAAAUCAGAAAUAAGGACCUGCCAAGAAUGAGCAUGCCUAACUUUGGCAGGACUCAGUCAAGUGACUCAGCUUAUGUGUGA